GUUGCCCCGCUUUUUGGCCCAGUCGCCGUAGUGGUCAAGUGCCAAGAAAAUACAUGCGUCUGCUGCCCUUGGCGCGCGCACGACGGCGGAUUUCGGAACAGCGCGGCCUCGCGUACAGUCUUGCACGUGAGUGAGCGAGACCCUCACUUUUGAGGCAUUCGUUCGACGCGCGCCAUCGCCGCCGGGUCCAUCGAAAGCAGCGUUGCCGUGCCACGAUGCUUCAGUGGUGCUGCCGGCGGGCUGUGCAGACGCUGUCGCCAGCCGUGACCCGGCCGAUGCUGGAGAGCCGAGCAAAAGCUGUUGGUCACGUCGCAAGGCGAAAGACUUCCCGCCUCAGCUACUACCAUGCUCCGGGCGACCACGCCCUGCUGCCGCUAACAGUGGGCGAUGUGAUCGACAGAGCCGCCGAUACUAUGGGUGACAACGUGGCAAUCAUAUCUUGCCACCAAGAAAUCAGCAAGACUUACGUGCAGUACAAGCUCGACGUCGACCACUUGGCAGCCGCCCUGGCAUCCCUCCGUCUGCGGCUGGGCGCCAAGAUUGGCAUCGUGUCGUCUAACAUCUACGAGUGGCCGGUCGUGCAGUUUGCAUCCGCCAAGGCCGGUCUCAUCCUUGUAAACGUUAAUACAGCGUAUCAAGCGCCGGAGUUGGAGUACUGCUUGAGACUUGUCGAUUGCGAGGCCGUCAUCCUGUCGGAGAAGUUCGCCCGCCAGGACUACUAUUCCAUGUUGCUGCAGAUAGCGCCCGAGCUCGAGCGCUGUAACCCGGGCGAACUCAAGUGUGAGAGACUCCCGCGCUUGAAGUAUGUCAUCUUGCUCGGUGACGAAGCAAAACCGGGGACUAUAAGAUAUGAUGACCUUCUGGCGCAAGCAACCGCGAAGGAUUACGCCACCGUCGAUUUGAUAGCCCAGCAGAUACGCUUCGACUCACCCGUUAACGUGCAGUUUACUUCCGGCACGACGGGAAAGCCAAAAGGUGCCUUGCUGUCGCAUUUCAAUAUUGUCAACAACUCCAACUCUUGCGGACUCGUGGUUGGGCUUGACGGGGACGAUGUAAUAUGCCUGAACGUUCCGAUGAUCCACUGCUUCGGCUGCGUCAUGGGCAGCCUGGCAGCGGCCGUGUUCGGUUCCACCAUCGUUAUGCCGUCGCCCGGAUUCAGCGCAGUAGCCGGCCUCGAGGCCAUCACGAAACACAGGUGUACAGUGAUCUAUGGAACGCCGACCAUGUACAUCGACUUGUUACACCAUCUCAAUAAUUCAUCUUACGACGUUUCAUCUGUGCGCAAAGGUAUCAUGGCCGGUGCUCCCUGCCCACCCGAAGUGAUCAAGAAUUCCAUGGAGCAACUGAACACCAAAGGGCUUUGCAUAUGCUACGGCACGACAGAAUGCAGCCCAGUCAUUACGGCCUCCACUUCCGACGAACCACUGGAAAAAUGGAUUCGCACAGUCGGAAAACCGCUAGAUCACGUUGAGGUGAAGGUGGUGGACACCGACAACAACAUCGUUCCCUUGGGCACCCGCGGUGAGCUGUGCGCUCGCGGCUACCUCGUCUUCAUCGAGUACUUCAACCAGCCCGACAUGACGAAGGAGGCGGUGCGCGACAAGUGGUAUCACACCGGGGACGAAGCGAUCAUGACCGAAGACGGCCACGUGAUCAUCAGCGGCCGCAUCAAAGACAUGAUCUGCCGUGGCGGUGAGAACGUCUACCCGCUCGAGAUCGAGGAGUUCCUCUACACGCAUCCGGACAUCGAAGAAGUUCAGGUUGUCGGCGUACCGGAUAAGAGACUUGGCGAAGAAAUCUGCGCCUGGAUCAAGCUGAAGCAGGGAAAAAGCUUGACCGAAAAAGAUGUCAAGACGUUCUGUGACGGAAGGAUAAGUCACUUCAAGACCCCGAAGUACAUUUUAUUUGUGGACACGUUUCCGAAAACUAUUUCGGGCAAGAUACGGAAGUUCAAGAUGAAAGAAGAGAGUCGAAAAAUAUUAAACCUCUGAACGUCUCA
This is a messenger RNA of Dermacentor silvarum, 1999 nucleotides long. RefSeq names its product medium-chain acyl-CoA ligase ACSF2, mitochondrial-like. Lineage: Eukaryota; Metazoa; Arthropoda; Arachnida; Ixodida; Ixodidae. The coding region runs from base 216 to 1991 and encodes 591 amino acids. Gene Ontology annotation, biological process: fatty acid metabolic process. The record is from RefSeq and is a predicted model, not a curated record. The transcript is spliced from 16 exons. Gene Ontology annotation, molecular function: medium-chain fatty acid-CoA ligase activity.